Molecule: messenger RNA, 1476 nt
Organism: Exserohilum turcica Et28A
Lineage: Eukaryota; Fungi; Ascomycota; Dothideomycetes; Pleosporales; Pleosporaceae
Exons: 2
Coding region: 1-1041 (346 amino acids)
Source: RefSeq, a predicted model, not a curated record
AUGAGCCGUGGCACGUAUGCGGUGAAGCACGUUCGCCGCUCUACAUCAUCGACGUCGAUUUCGUCUUCGUCUUCGUCUUCGUCAACAGCAAGCACCACACUCGACAUUCCGAGCAUACAACGACUAGUCCGAACUGUUUUCCGGUCAUCAAGAAUCACUGUCCAACAAGUGGAACUCAUCCAGGGCUUUCUGGGGCAAAUCUACAUCACCAGACUCGGCGAUGGCAGCAGUCUCGUGCUCAAAUGUCCACCUCGGCACAGCGUGCGGCUCCUUCGACAUGAGAAGCAUUUCCUCGUGACGGAACGCUCGAUGCUCGAGACAAUCCGCACCCAUACCCGGAUCCCCGUUCCCCAGCUCAUCAAGUACGACUGCCAUGGCGAGCCCCUCGGGACACCCUUCCUCAUGAUGACCCAUGUACCUGGCCGGCGGCUCUCGGAGCUGGCACCGUACCUCAGUGGCAGCCAACGCAGUGCCAUUGACCACACCAUGGGCACGCAUGUGCGGGCGCUCACGGCGCUGUCGGCAGCCCAGUUUGGCAUGGCGCAUCGAGUGGCAGCCAAGAAAGGCAGCAGCUCGUGGCGCGAAGCCUUCCUUGGCCUGCUUGAAGCCGCGCUGCGGGACGCAGAAGACAUGCUGGUCAACUCGCAUUCGGAAAGCAUCCGCUACUGGAUCGGUAAGCACACACACCACCUCGAUGCCGUCACCGAGCCCCGUCUCGUCGCCCUCAACGCCUGCUGCCCGGACAAUAUCCUCGUCGAUGAGCUCUCCAAACACGUCGUCGGCCUCGUCGGCUUCUCAAACGUCAUCUGGGGCGACCCGCUCAUGAGCGGCGGCAUCGCCGGUGCCAGCGAAGCCUUUUUUGCUGGAUUCGGUCAGUGUCCACCUACGACCGGGGGUGCGAGGGUGAGGAUGCUGAUAUACCGGACGUACAGGGCUACGGUGCGCCUCGUCGCACACCACUAUCGUCCGCAUGAUGGCACUGAUGAGCUUGAUGCAAGGCGCGAGCUGAGCCAUGCACUUAACGAACUUGCAGCUGUCUGAGGCACAUGCAACCAGCCCAUGACAGCAAUCAACGUGUAAGACGGGAUGAGAGGGAGGGGAGUGAGCGGGGUGUGCUUGACGUAGGCCGCAUUAAUUACUGCGGUUAAUGUUCUCUUUCUCUCGUUUGGCGUUGGCGUACGUACCUACGAGUCAAGGUGGCCUUGCUGGGGGGGGGGGCAUCACCACACCUCAUGUUCUUUUUCGUUCUGCGCAACAACCGGCAUUUGAUUUAACAAGGGACAAAAGAAAUACACGAACAACUAAGUUUGAUAGAUAGAUGUGAGCAUGGUCAUGGUCUAGGUUUUUUUUUGCACGGCGCUACAAGUGGAGGAAAGGGAGGUUUUCUUCUCGAUUUUUUUUCUGCUUCUGUUUCUGCUUCUGCUUCUAAGUACUUCUUGUCUAGCCUGCAUAUUGCAAUGGAACCUUGGAACUCCC